AUGGUUAUGCAAUUUAUUAAUAAGAAAGAAGAUUUGCUUCGUUUAAAAUCUAGGCAAUUUAGACUUUCCGAAGGAGAUCGCAACUCUCGUUUCUUUCACAAUUCUCUAAGGAGUAGAGAUCUGGGACUGUGGAAGGAAGGUGUCAUAACAGAGAAGUUUUCCUCGGAGGAGGCCAAAAAAAUUGUCAGCAUUCAGUUGUCUAGACUGCCUACAGAAGAUAAAAUUAUAUGGCAUUUCGAGAAGAAUGGAGAGUUCUCGGUGAAGACGGCAUAUCACGCAGCGAGGACUCAUAAAGAUUCUCUGAACCCUGGUCCGUCUACUUCUUCGAAUCAGAAGCUCUGGAAACUGAUUUGGAAAGCACCGCUUAUGCCCAGACAGAGGAACUUUCUUUGGCGUGUUGCACAAAAUAUUUUGCCCACUCGAGGAAAUCUGUCGAAGAAAGGUAUCACUCUUGACCCAUCCUGCCCUUUCUGUUACGAUGCUCAUGAGACAGUGCAACACCUUUUCAUGGACUGUGUUUUUGCGAGGCAAGUCCUGUUUUCCUCACCCAUUAGUUAUCGUAUACCAGCAAGUGUCCAUGUGAACCAAUGGAUUCAGUCAAUUCUGGAGUGUGGGGAGAAUUUGGGGUGUUACAACAAGAGCUGUUGUCCCGUCUCGGUUGCUAAGGAUGCGAUUGAUAGUUUGCAGGAAUUCCGGAGAAUGAGCCCGGGGAAGGCUUCGAGAACUGUCUCGGCUGCGGUUGAGUACCUGGGUAAUUUUCCUCUUGAUGUCCAGUUUGACCAGGUAGAUGCAGGGUGUGCUCCGGAUGGUUCUGCAGUCUUUGGCUGUGUGUUUAAAAAUCAUGCUAAGGAGGUUUUGAUGGCCGCGAGUAAGAAGGAAAGGAUUGAAGUCGAGCCGAGUCUUGCGGAGUUGCUUGCAAUUAGAUGA
Molecule: messenger RNA, 927 nt
Organism: Vicia villosa (hairy vetch)
Lineage: Eukaryota; Viridiplantae; Streptophyta; Magnoliopsida; Fabales; Fabaceae
Exons: 2
Coding region: 1-927 (308 amino acids)
Source: RefSeq, a predicted model, not a curated record